Vigna unguiculata (cowpea) is the source of this 1531-nucleotide messenger RNA. RefSeq names its product selenocysteine methyltransferase-like. The record is from RefSeq and is a predicted model, not a curated record. NCBI's taxonomy places the organism in Eukaryota, Viridiplantae, Streptophyta, Magnoliopsida, Fabales, Fabaceae. Gene Ontology annotation, molecular function: zinc ion binding; S-adenosylmethionine-homocysteine S-methyltransferase activity. Gene Ontology annotation, biological process: S-methylmethionine cycle.
UCAAGAAAACCAGUUCCUCUUUCCGGUGUAAAAAUGUCGUCGUUACUAGUAGAUUUGCUCCGCCAAAGAGGCGGCACCGCCGUCAUCGACGGCGGUCUUGCGACGGAGCUGGAGCGCCAUGGUGCGGACCUCAACGAUCCCUUAUGGAGCGCCAAAUGCCUCUUUUCCUCUCCUCACCUCAUUCGCCAGGUGCACCUUGAUUACCUAGAAAAUGGCGCUGACAUUAUAAUCACAGCAUCUUAUCAAGCCACCAUUCAAGGUUUUAAAGACAAAGGCUAUACUGAUGAAGAGAGUGAAGCCAUGCUCAAAAGAAGUGUUGAAAUUGCUCGCGAGGCGCGUGAAUUGUAUUAUAAAGGAUGUUCUGAAUGCUGUUCGGGUGAUGGGGCUGAGGGUAAAAUCCUCAAACAACGGCCUAUCCUGAUUGCUGCGUCAGUGGGGAGCUAUGGAGCUUAUUUAGCCGACGGAUCAGAGUACAGUGGUCAUUAUGGUGAUGCUAUCACGAAGACAAAACUAAAAGAUUUUCAUCGUAGAAGAGUUCAAAUCUUAGCAGAUUCAGGUGCUGAUCUGCUUGCAUUUGAAACAGUGCCCAAUAAGCUUGAAGCUGAGGCUUUUGCUGAGCUUCUGGAAGAAGAGGACAUAAAAAUUCCAGCAUGGUUUGCUUUUAACUCUAAGGAUGGAGUUAAUGUUGUUAGCGGUGAUUCCCUUUUGGAAUGUGGCUCUAUUGCUGAAUCAUGCAAUAAAGUUGUUGCUGUUGGAAUUAACUGUACCGCACCUAGAUUUAUACAUGAUCUGAUUGUUUUGCUGAAAAAGGUGACAACAAAACCAGUUGUAAUAUAUCCUAACAGUGGGGAAACUUAUGAUGCUGAAUUGAAACAGUGGGUGCAAAACACUGGUGUUACAGAUGAACACUUAAUCUCAUAUGUUACUAAAUGGCUUGAGGUAGGGGCUUCCCUUGUAGGUGGCUGUUGCAGAACGACUCCAGCUACUAUAAGGAAGAUAUACAGUGUACUGUCUAGAGGUAAAUCUGCUAUUGUUGGCAAAGAGUGACUACCCUGUGUUCUGAAAGGAGGACCAAUGCGCAAAUCAAUAUAAUGUACAUGUCAACAGUGCUGACAACUGCAUUUGGAUCAAGUUGCAACUCUGGGCUAAGAUAGGACCAUGAAUAUGAUUUGCCUAAUUGAUGAAGACAUACAUUAUGAAACAUUGGCCAAUGCAAAUUGGAAUAUGCUUUAGCCUUGGAGCUAGUUACCUGAACAAUCGCAGUUUGUGCACGUAAAGAGCAGGAGAAAGAUGCGCGUGUUCCUUUUCUCUUCGAUUUUGGAAAAAAACAUGUUUAAUAAUUGGCAUGCGAAAUAUAUAUAUAUCUUUAGCAGUUUAGGCUAGGGAUUUAUGAAAUUGACUGUGAAAUGAGAUAAAAUGAGUUGGUCCAUGAAGUUAUAUUUUGAAACUAUUUGCAAGUAAAAAUGUAUCGCACGCAUAUGAUAUUUCAUGUUUAAGCUUUUACAAAAUAGUUACUUUUGCUUGGCCUUAA